Brassica napus (rape) is the source of this 3764-nucleotide messenger RNA. Its product is annotated as protein MEI2-like 1. The coding region runs from base 542 to 3295 and encodes 917 amino acids. The record is from RefSeq and is a predicted model, not a curated record. The transcript is spliced from 15 exons. Lineage: Eukaryota; Viridiplantae; Streptophyta; Magnoliopsida; Brassicales; Brassicaceae. Gene Ontology annotation, molecular function: RNA binding.
AAACCAACUAACCGAAAAAAACAAAAAAAAAAAAAACUCUUUCUCUCCUCUCCAUUUCUCUCUCUAGGAGAGACUACCGGAACCGCACGUCGACGGGAAGAGUCUCGCCGGAACUAUUAUAAUUACCGCCGGUCGCAUAGAUUAUUCGUUGGAAACAACGCGUCGUGAGAGGAGAGGAAAUUCGAAAAAAAAGAAAAAAAAUUAGAAACACCGAUUCACUUUUUUUUUUGAUUAUUUUAAUUGAUCUGUGUGAAUUAAAUAUUCUGCGAUGGAUGUGAUUGGAUAGAAGGAAACAAAAAGGAAAGGAGGAAGAUAAAAGAGAAGGCGAAUUAUUCUCUCUCUCUCUCUCUCUUUCUUCUGUGUCGAACAUCGCUUAUAUUUUUUGAAGGUGUUUCUACUCCGCUUUAAAAGGAGAGAGGUUUAAGAUGAUUUUUCUCGUAUUGAACUUCUUCUCAGAGGGAAGUGAUAUGGUCCGUUGAAAAAGACUAAAAAGCUACAAAAGAGAUUUUGUUUUAUUAUUCCAAAUUUUGCUGUCAUCUGCAUGAUGCCGUCUGAUAUAAUGGAACAGAGAGGUGUAUCAACACCUUCCCACUUUCGUGAAGAUACUCGUAUUAGUUCAGAGAGGCAAUUUGGGUUUCUGAAAACAGACCUGAUGCCUGAAAACCAAGGUGGUCGUGAAAGAUUUUCAAAUCUGCCAAAGAGUUCCUGGACACCUGAAAGUCACCAGCUGAAGCCAGAAUCUAGCUUGUCUGAGGUGCACCCCUCUGUUAGCCCUAGCGCAAGAAACACCACAAAUGGUAGCCAGUGGGAAAGUAGUUUAUUUUCCAGCUCACUGUCUGAUACAUUUAGUAGAAAACUACGGUUACAGAGAAGUAAUAUGCUAUCUCCUAUGUCUGCGAACACAGUUGUUACCCACCGUGAGGAAGAACCCUCUGAAUCUUUAGAAGAAAUUGAGGCGCAAACUAUUGGAAAUCUUCUGCCAGAUGAGGAUGACCUCUUUGCAGAAGUGAUGGGUGACGUUGGGCGUAAAUCUCGUGCCAAUGGAGAUGAUCUAGAUGAUUUUGACCUUUUCAGCAGUGUUGGUGGCAUGGAGCUAGAUGGAGAUGUUUUUCCUCCUAUGGGCCCCAGAAACGGAGAGAGAGGCCGCAAUAAUUCUGUUGGCGAACAUCAUCGAGUGGAAAUUCCAUCCAGAACAAUUUUGGCCGGAAAUAUCAGUAGCAAUGUCGAAGACUAUGAGCUGAAGGUCCUUUUUGAGCAAUUUGGAGACAUCCAGGCUCUUCAUACAGCUUGCAAUAAUCGUGGUUUUAUCAUGGUAUCCUACUAUGAUAUAAGGGCUGCUCAAAAUGCGGCGAGAGCGCUCCACAAUAAGCUGUUAAGAGGAACGAAACUUGAUAUUCGUUAUUCUAUCCCCAAGGAAAUUCCUUCAGGAAAAGACGCCAGUAAAGGAGCCCUGUUGAUUACUAAUAUUGAUUCGUCUAUUUCAAAUGAAGAACUCAAUCGAAUGGUCAAAUCGUAUGGAGAAAUCAAAGAGAUUCGUAGAACCAUGCACGAUAACCCACAGAUAUACUUAGAAUUCUUUGACAUCCGAGUGGCAGAGGCUGCUCUUGGUGGCCUGAAUGGACUCGAGGUUGCUGGGAAGCAGCUUAAACUUGCGUUAACCUAUCCAGAGAGUCAAAGGUACAUGUCACAGUUUGUUGCACAUGAUGCUGAAGGGUUUCUACCUAAAAUGUCUUUUACUAAUACAUCAUCUGGGCACAUGGGGAGACAUUUCCCAGGAAUAAUUCCUUCAACCUCCAUUGAUGGUGGACCUAUGGGGAUUAGUCAUAGUUCUGUUGGAUCACCUGUGAACUCCUUCAUUGAACGUCAUAGGAGUCUCAGCAUUCCUAUUGGAUUUCCACCUUUGGCAAACGUCAUCUCAGCCAGCAAGCCCGGAAUUCAGGAGCAUGUCCACCCUCUCGACAAUUCAAAUAUGGGGAUCCAAAGCAUGCCAAACCUUCAUCCUCAUUCUUUUUCAGAGUACCUCGACAACUUUACAAAUGGUAGUCCAUAUAAGUCCUCGACAGCAUUUUCUGAAGUCGUUAGUGAUGGCUCGAAAGCAAAUGAUGCCUUUAUGAUACAUAAUGUUCGUGGAGUGGAUGGCUUUAACGGAGGGGGCAUAGGGUCUCCCAUGAACCAAAACUCCCGCCGCCCUAACCUUAAUUUAUGGAGCAAUUCUAAUACUCAGCAACAAAAUCCUUCAGGUGGCAUGAUGUGGCCUAGCUCGCCGUCUCACCUCAACAGCAUUACUAGUCAGCGCCCACCUGUUACCGUAUUCUCUAGAGCACCUCCUGUUAUGGUGAAUAUGGCAUCUUCCCCUGUGCACCACCACAUUGGAUCUGCGCCGGUAUUAAACUCGCCUUUCUGGGAUAGAAGACAAGCCUAUGUAGCUGAAUCUCUAGAAUCGCCUGGCUUCCACAUAGGUUCUCAUGGUAGCAUGGGGUUUCCUGGCUCUUCACCCUCACAUCCAAUGGAAAUUGGUUCUCAUAAGUCCUUUUCCCAUGUUGCUGGGAAUCGCAUGGAUAUAAAUUCCCAAAAUGCUGUACUGCGAUCUCCCCAACAGUUGUCUCAUCUCUUCCCCGGGAGGAACCCAAUGGUUUCAAUGGCGGGUUCGUUUGACUCGCCUAAUGAACGAUACAGGAAUCUCUCACACCGUAGAAGCGAGUCUAGCUCUAGUCAUGCUGACAAGAAACUGUUUGAGCUUGAUGUUGACCGUAUAUUACGUGGGGAUGAUGUCAGGACAACACUGAUGCUUAAAAACAUUCCAAAUAAGUAUACUUCUAAGAUGCUUCUCUCCGCCAUUGACGAGCAUUGUAAAGGAACGUAUGAUUUCCUUUAUUUGCCAAUUGACUUCAAGAACAAAUGCAAUGUGGGAUACGCUUUCAUCAACCUUAUUGAACCUGAAAAGAUUGUACCAUUUUAUAAGGCUUUUAAUGGAAAAAAGUGGGAAAAGUUUAACAGCGAGAAGGUGGCAACUCUGACAUAUGCUCGAAUCCAAGGAAAAGUAGCACUUAUUGCCCAUUUCCAGAACUCAAGCUUAAUGAACGAAGACAAACGUUGCCGGCCUAUUCUUUUCCACACCGAUGGUCCAAAUGCUGGUGAUCAGGAACCAUUUCCAAUGGGAACCAACAUACGAUCAAGACCAGGAAAGCCACGAAGCAGUAGCAUUGAUAACCACAACGGCUUUAGCAUCGCUUCCGUUUCAGAAAACAGAGAAGAACCUCCUAAUGGAACCGAUCCUUUCUUGAAGGAGAACUAACCAAUGAGCAAAAAAACCAAGCAGAGAGGUAAAAGAAAGUUAAGGAAAAAUGAAGAGCUAAAGAUAUAACAAAAGUUUUAUAUUAUUAUAAUCAUAUCAUCAGCACACCCUAGAGUUCUGUAAAUCGGGGGUGUUAAAUUUACCCUGACAAAACUGUUUUUGCGGUGAAGAUAUAUUUUUGGAGAGAUCAUUAAACUUUGUUGACCUCAAACCUUCACAGGUUGCUUCACCAGUUUUUGUUGUAUUAUCAAUAUCCCCUGAGAAAUCUUCAAGAGUUUCUCUUUACUUUUUUUUUGUUUUUGUUUGGGGUUAUUCAAGGAUUUUUGUCUUCUUGCUAUCAAUGUAGUAUGUAACAAGCCUUGGAUUACAUUCAACUUCUUUGCUGGCUGUUUGUGGCCAUUUCAUGUUGCAACUUUUUUGGAGAUUUUAAUGAAUGCUUCCUUUUUGGAUAUAAUAUAAAUUUUCAUAA